GAGCUGGAGCGGGUGCAGGUGGAGGAGCAGGAGGCCGUUGAGCAAAGGACCAUGAUGCUUGGACCCACCGCAGUCGGUGGUACGGGCCACAGCGGUCUGGCUGGGUUUUCUGCUGCUGUGCCUGUCCUCACGCCGGUUCAGAAGUGA
Dibothriocephalus latus is the source of this 147-nucleotide messenger RNA. NCBI's taxonomy places the organism in Eukaryota, Metazoa, Platyhelminthes, Cestoda, Diphyllobothriidea, Diphyllobothriidae. The record is from the annotation of a GenBank genome assembly.